CCGAGAUUGCCAUGGAUGUCGGGCCGUAGCAGUUUAUGCGGUGCCGUAGCAUCAGUGGUUUGUCGUUUUCCUACGGUGCGCACAGCGUUUCUUUUGUGGCGGAGAGGCAUCACUUGCACCGUGUGGGCACAGUGAGGAUGAGAGUGGUGCUCUGAGGUGCCUAACUGCAAGCUGGCCGUGUGUGAUUCUAGGAGAGGGGAUGAAGAUGGACCAGAGGAUACAAGUCAGUCACUAAAGCAACACCACCAGGAGGAGAGAUGGGCUAUAAGAUUCCUGGAGCAGCGAUGGACAGAGUCAGUCUUCUCUGGCGUCUGAGACGUCGGGCCCGUCGCGGAGCACUCUGCAUGGGCUUUUUUUGCAUCUGCAUGGCGUUGCUCUAUGCCCUCUGUGCCGAAAACAGCGUGCCCGUGACUGAUGCCAUCUUCGGUGUAAGGGCACGUACCCGGGCCCAGCCUCGUGCACACUCUGUCAUCAAGGUGCUCCGGGGCGGGGCCAAACCAAUGUACAUAAACCCACAGAAGCUUCCGGGUGUCGUCCCUGGUGACCCUCACCGUCCAAUCCCUGUCCUCUCCUCUCCAAAUCACACCCAGGAGGCCAAAAAGGAGUCAAACGCCAAGCACAACAGGAGAGAGCCCGAGUCCUCUGGCUUCUUUGCCUGGCUGCUGCCCCGCCCUUUCACACGGGCCCUGGAGACCGUGUUUGGGGGCCGCCGUCGAGGGAGGCUAAGCGGCGGAGCAGGAGAUGCGGAGUUCUUCGGGCCUCACGGGAGUCUGGGAGAGGUGUGGAAUGAUGAGAUGUCCAGCAGCAUGCUGGGAAGCCGACUGAGGAAGGUGGUACAGAACUACCAGGCUAUGAAUAAGUAUGGGGUACAGUUCUCUGGCCCUGGGGGAGUGGCCAGCAGGCCUAAGCUAAGUGGUCCACAGCUUCUUUGCCAAAUGAAGGAGAAAGUACAGGUCAUAACCUUGACCCCUGACCUCCAGCCUUUCUCCUCACUCACUUGGGCCUCUCAUCUGCCGCCGAAUCCUCUAACCACUGACAUUGGGCCAUAUAAGAGCUGUGCUGUGGUGUCUUCAGCUGGCUCACUGCACUAUUCUGGACUUGGCAAGGAGAUAGACUCUCAUGACGCUGUGUUGAGGUUCAAUGCUGCACCCACAGUUGGCUAUGAAAAGGAUGUUGGCUCUAAGACCACCAUCCGACUCAUUAAUUCCCAGGUGAUGGCAUCCGAGGACCACCAUUUCCUGUCCAGUUCUCUGUACAGCACAGGUGUUCUGGUAGCCUGGGACCCCGCCCCCUUUUCUGCUGAUCUCUCUCAGUGGUACAACAAGACAGACUACCCCAUCUUUAUCCAGUACCAGAGAUACAGGAGGCUGCAUCCUCUCCAGCCUUUCUACAUCCUGCAUCCACGCUUUGAAUGGCAACUCUGGCAGCGAAUCCAAGACAACAUGGCAGAGCCCAUCCAGAAGAACCCGCCCUCCUCUGGCCUGCUAGGAACAGUCCUGAUGAUGUCACUGUGCGAGGUGGUGCGUGUGUAUGAGUUCCUGCCGUCCCGCAGAAAGACGGAGCUGUGCCACUACUACCAGCGUUUCUAUGAUGCUGCGUGCACACUGGGAGCCUACCACCCCCUGCUCUACGAGAAGAACUUAGUCAAACGGAUGAACCAGGGACCCGAUCGUGACAUCUACACCCACGGACGUGUCACAUUGCCUGGGUUCAGCAGCCUGAACUGCACCCAGGCUCCAGGACGUAACCGCGACUUCUAAUUAACUGGAAGAUGCUAGGCAGGGUGCACAGCUGGGUAGCAAAACGCAACUAGACAUACAAGCACACACAGAAACACCCACGCCACCAUUAAACAUAGAAUAAAACAUCCUAGGAUGCAUGAGCAUGAGGAGUGUGUAAAAACUGAUCAUUUGGAAUCUGUUCCUAAGAUAAACAUGACAGAAUAAAUAAAACAAAGAAUGGAUGCACUUUGUGGACACUGCCAGGCCAGCAUAGUAGCUGUGCCACUUAUAAUAAGCAUUCUAUGUUUUCUGCACUUUGUUAUGAGUCAGAUAUAACAAGAAACAGAAUCUGCACGUAUUCUUUGUCGUA
Messenger RNA from Lampris incognitus (smalleye Pacific opah), 2091 nucleotides. RefSeq names its product ST6 beta-galactosamide alpha-2,6-sialyltranferase 1 (gene st6gal1). The coding region runs from base 258 to 1760 and encodes 500 amino acids. Gene Ontology annotation, molecular function: sialyltransferase activity. The transcript is spliced from 9 exons. The record is from RefSeq and is a predicted model, not a curated record. Lineage: Eukaryota; Metazoa; Chordata; Actinopteri; Lampriformes; Lampridae.